Molecule: messenger RNA, 2079 nt
Organism: Trypanosoma cruzi
Lineage: Eukaryota; Euglenozoa; Kinetoplastea; Trypanosomatida; Trypanosomatidae
Exons: 1
Coding region: 1-2079 (692 amino acids)
Biological process (GO): phosphatidylinositol biosynthetic process; positive regulation of kinase activity
Cellular component (GO): PAS complex; endosome membrane
Source: RefSeq, a predicted model, not a curated record
AUGUCGGACACUCUCAUUUCACCACAGACACUGAAACUUCUGGUGGAUUCAAAGGUGGAGUCACGACAGAAGGGGGCGAGGGAUGUGGCGUCAAAGACUGCCGUCAUUUUUGUAAAAUAUCCUUUGGUGGAGGCAUAUGACAUUGUCACGCGGGAGCUACGUGAGGCGGAGGCGAGCCUUCUCUCCGUCAAUUCUCCAAUGCAUCGAAGAGGAGGCCUUGGCGCUGUGCGGGCCAUUGUGGGAUCUUUGCCGUCGCGAACUCAUCCUUCCGAGGUGGUGUCUUUGCUUUCCUCCAUUAUUUUUGAAAGCUUUACGGAUGUUGAUGCGACGGUGCGACUGGCGGCAUUGGAGGCAGCACACGCGCUCGUUCGUCAACUUCGGAUCCAGUUGUUGGACGUGUGCUUCAUGCAGGUGUUUUGGGGCCUCGCUUCCUGCAUCAACGACCAUGAUGGACGCGUGGCACUGUUGGCGGGGGAGGUUUCCCUGUCACUUCGGGAGCUCAUCACUGGCAACGAGUCCUUCAAGUUCCAGACCGAACAAUUUGUCAAUUUCAUCACAGAGUUACUGGAACCAUACAGCAACACAACAAACAAUGAAAAGACAUUUGAUUUAUUGGUUGUGAAUUGGUGCGUGGAAUGGAUUGGUCAUGUGCUUGACCUUCCCGGUGAUGAGCUUAUCCUCCUCUUGUGGAGAUUUCUAAAGCCUCUUUUGAUGAUUUCCGGCAGGUGCGGUGGAGGGGAGGUGGCACGACUUCUCCAAAAGUGCCUUCGCGACACCAAGGAUGCCUUUUAUCGGCACAUGAGCGUCCAACUGGACAGUCUGCUCUUGAUAGCCGCUGAAUGCGUAGAGGGAGCCGAGGUAGCUGUGACAAGGAAAAACGCAUUGGAGUGGAUGCUCGAACUGUUGAAUAUUGCCACGGAUGAGUUGGUUCAUCUUAUAGGCAGGGUCAUUAUGGCUUUUUUGUUGCAGUUGGGAUCCAAAGAUCUCGAGACUCGUUUGGCGGCCCAAAAUGUCAACCACAGACUUAUGCAGCUCGUUGCGUUGAAACAGGAUGGCGUGAAAAAUGUCCCUCACGACGCCGUGCUGAAAAGUGUGGCUUCUCAACUUACUGGUCGAGGCAAUGAAGAAUCUCGUGUGGCUGCUUUAGAAUGGAUAGCGCUCAUUUUGCACACAGACGCAGCCGUUGUGGAACGCGGCUUUAGCGAAACGUUUGAAACCGUUCUUAUUUUGCUGUGCGACCAGUCUGCUCACGUCGUUCACAAGUGUAUCGAGACGCUGUGUCUUAUCUCGGGGGAAACAAAUUUUGACUACUUUGUUUCGCGACUUGUGGAUCUGUUUCACGCAAAGGCUGACGUUCUGUUACCAAAGGCACCCACAAUUAUCAAGCAGCUCCAGUUGCGGUACCAGGGUGAGGACUUGAGCCAGUGUGAGAAGUUGUGUCUAAAAAUUUCUUCGGUGCUUUCUGUCCAUGAGGACAAGCGUUUUUUGGAGAAAGUUGUCAUCACGCUGAGUACGUUGGUGCUGACAUCAAGGGAGUUUCUCCCUCUUCGUGAAAUAUUGAAUCGCGGCGUGGAUGAUGAACGGGCUCGCACAACAUUUGUUGGUAUGUAUCAAUGUUGGCGGUACAACACUGUAGCAGCCCUUUCACUUUGUUUGCUUUCGCGUGCCUAUGAACACGCUUUCCAGCUGAUUCAAUUUAUGGGCAGUCUGGAGAUGUCUGCGGCGACACUUCUGCAGCUGGAACGACUUGUACGUCUAAUAGAGUCGCCCAUAUUUGCCUACAUGCGGAUGUCAUUAAUGGAACCUUCGAGGUGUUUGCCGCUUGUACAGACCCUGUUCUCUAUGCAACUCAUAUUACCGCAGGGGUCUCCGCAGCAUUCUUUGCUUUAUCGCCGACUAAAGUUAAUUCCAAGUCUUGUUACACUUGAGCGCGAGUCGCAGGCACGUGGGGUGAGUAAGAAGGAGAGUCCUAUUGACUGGAGUCAGCUGCUGGAGCUGAGCAGGGAGGCACAGCGGUGUAUCUCGGAUUUUGAGCGAAGACUUCUCCUUCAGCGGUUGGGAGAUACAGGCUUGCCAUGA